AUGUCAGCAUCUCUGAGGGAAGUGGCCAAUUCAAUGGACGAUGACAGAUGCAUCAUCGAAGACCACUGGUACUCCGAGGACCUCCAAACUGAUGCCAUUUACGAUCCGCAUUAUCUGCACUGGCUGCCACAUCAUCUUAGCAAUCAAAAGAAUGUGUUCUAG
Molecule: messenger RNA, 162 nt
Organism: Echinococcus granulosus
Lineage: Eukaryota; Metazoa; Platyhelminthes; Cestoda; Cyclophyllidea; Taeniidae
Exons: 2
Coding region: 1-162 (53 amino acids)
Source: RefSeq, a predicted model, not a curated record